Molecule: messenger RNA, 1830 nt
Organism: Apiotrichum porosum
Lineage: Eukaryota; Fungi; Basidiomycota; Tremellomycetes; Trichosporonales; Trichosporonaceae
Exons: 11
Coding region: 1-1830 (609 amino acids)
Biological process (GO): carbohydrate metabolic process
Molecular function (GO): kinase activity; phosphotransferase activity, alcohol group as acceptor
Source: RefSeq, a predicted model, not a curated record
AUGGAGUACUUUAUCGGCUUUGACGUCGGCACGGGUUCUGGACGCGCUUGCCUCGUCGACCGCAAUGGCAAGCUGAUCGCGGACCACUCUGUGGCGACCAAGACGCAUCGCUCGCCCUCGGACCACCGCAUCUUUGAGCAGUCGUCCACUGACAUUUGGGCGGCGCUGGCCACCUGUUCGCGCACCAUUCUCAAGUCGUCGGGCAUCGACCCCGCGGCCGUCAAGGGCAUUGGCUUUGACGCUACCUGCUCGCUCACUGUUGUUGACCGCACUGGAAAGCCCGUCAGCGUGUCGCGCACUGGCAAGAGCGAAGAGGACGAGAGCGACGCCAACCUCGGUUCCGACUCGGAGUGGAACGUCAUUCUCUGGGCCGACCACCGCGCCGAGGACGAGGCGGACAAGAUCAACGCUACGGGCGAGGGUGUCCUGAGCUUUGUCGGUGGGACCGUGAGCCUCGAGAUGGAGACGCCCAAGACCCUGUGGCUCAAGAAGCACAUGAACGAGGCCAAGUUCAAGGAGUGCAUGUUGUUCGACCUCCCAGACUACUUGACCUACCGCGCUACCACGUCCCUGGCGCGCUCCAACUGCUCCCUCGCCUGCAAGUACUCGUACGUGCCUCCCGGUACGACGGUCGAGCAUGUCUGCGACGGCACCACCGAGGUCAGCACGGACGGUUGGUCGGCACGCUUCUUCAACAAGAUUGGCCUCGAGGACCUGGUCAAGGACGACUUUGAGCAGCUCGGUGGUAUCCCAGGGAAGAACGGCCUGGUGCUCAGUGCUGGCCAGCCUGUGGGGCAAGGACUGAACCAGGAGGCAGCCGCAGACCUUGGCCUUGUCGAGGGCACAUCUGUUGGUAGUGCGGUCAUUGACGCCUACUCGGGUUGGAUCGGCACGGUCGCCGCUGUGGCCACCUCGAGCUCUGGCGUCAAGGAGCCCGUCCCCACCCUCGACGAUGCUGCUCGUCGACUCGCUGCGGUGGCUGGUACCAGCACAUGUCACCUCGCGCAGAGCAAGGAAGGCAUCUUUGUUCCUGGCGCAGUGUUCCCGGGCUACUGGAUGAACGAGGGCGGCCAGUCGUCGACGGGCCAGCUCAUCGACUUUAUCAUGACCACCCACCCUGCGUACCCUAAACUUGUGGAGCUCUCGAAGAAGAGCGGCAAGAGCACGUACGAGCUCCUCGGCGAGCAGCUGGACAAGAUGAUGAAGACGGAAGGAGCCGAGACUUUGACCCACCUGACCAAGGACCUUCACUUCUACCCCGACCUGCACGGCAACCGUUCCCCUCUGGCCGACCCCAAGAUGCGGGGUAUGAUCUGUGGCCUUGAGCUUGACGACGGCCUGGACGACCUCGCGGCCAAGUUCAAUGUGACUCUGGAAGCGAUCGCACUUCAGACGCGCCACAUUGUGGACACGAUGAACUCGAAGGGACACAAGAUCGACUCGAUCUACAUGAGCGGAUCCCAGGCCAAGAACGGACCUCUGAUGCGGCUGUUUGCCACUGUCCUCCAGAUGCCCAUCAUCAUUCCUCCUCAGCCUUCGGCGGCUGUGGUCCUCGGCGCGGCCAUGCUCGGCCGCUUUGCGUACGAGCUCUCCCAGACCUCGGGCGCGAUCACGACGCAGGCCCAGGUCGACGCUGCCGGCGAGCAGUACGGCGCCAAGCUGUGGGAGAUCAUGGUGGCCAUGACGCAGCCUGCCACACGGGUCGAGGCGCGCUCAGGCCCGGAAGGCGAGCGCGAGCGCAAGCUCCUGGACGCCAAGUACGAGAUCUUCCUCGAGUCGAUCGACACACAGCGUCGCUGGCGCCAGCGUAUUGCCCAGGCUGUUGCAUAG